Messenger RNA from Rotaria sp. Silwood1, 1440 nucleotides. The record is from the annotation of a GenBank genome assembly. NCBI's taxonomy places the organism in Eukaryota, Metazoa, Rotifera, Eurotatoria, Philodinida, Philodinidae.
AUGAUCGAUUUUUGUCGUGAAGAAUAUGCUGAUAAUAUUAUUCAAUUAAAAUUGAUUGAUGAAUUUGAAAAUAAUUUUCAACCAGCUGAUGCUAUUCAUUGGUAUUUACGGCACGAAACCUUUUUAUACAAAAUGAUGACACGAGCAUUUCGAGUCUUGGAUCCGGAUAUUUUAUUUAAACUUCGAUAUUUUAUUCAACAUCUUCACUGUCAAUUGAAAUCGCCUAUUAAUACAAGCGUAUUGACUGUCCAUCGAACACUUCGAAUUCGAAAGGAUCUUUUCAAUAAGAUGAAAAAAAACCAGGGCGCAUUGUUAUCAUUUAAUGAAUUUCUUUUGGUUAAUAAAAACCAAUCAAAAAUCGAACCUUCUCCCACGAACACAGAUUCGAAAUUGGUCCAUUUUCAGAUUGCUUUAGGAACCGAUGUUUCUCGGCAUGACGUUGCAACAAAACCCAAUGAAGUUCUUUUGACAGCUGGAACAAUAUUCCGUGUUGAUAAAGUUGAACCGAUUGAUGAAGAAGCAUUUACUGCUGAAUUAACGAGCAAUGAUGAAAUUCUUAAAGCUGGUCAACUGAUAACAAAAGGUUUACGUGAUGCUGUACAUGGUCCUUUUCCAUUAGUACGCAUGGUGAAAUUGAUGAAACAGAGAGAAUUAACGGGUUAUAUGGAACAUUUUUGUUCAAUGUUAAUCGACGAUCCUCAAGCUGUGGAAGAUGAAGCAACAAACUUAACUCUUGGAGGAUUACUUCAUUCAUUAGGAACUUAUUAUUAUGAAAGAAAGCAUUAUGAACAAGCGUUAAGUCAUCUUCAAAAUGCUUUAAAAGUCUAUUUACGUGUUCUACCUGGUGACGAUGUGAGAUUAACACCAACCUAUAACAAUAUUGGAAGUAUCUAUAAUAAACAAGGUUUGAAUGAACAAGCAUUAGAGUAUCAUCGUAAGGCCUAUGAAAUUCAAAAGAGUUCGACCGAUCCUGAUCUGGAUUCAGUCGCUGCUUACGUAGGUAACGUUGGCUCGGUUCUUAUAAAACUUGGUAGAUACAAAGAAGCCGUUAGCUAUCUUGAACUUGAUUUACAAAUUAAACAAAAACUUCAUCCGAAUAAUGAUCAUCCUGAUGUAGCUGCAAAAUAUCAUAAUCUUGCUGGAGCUCAAUAUAAGUUGCAUCAAUAUUCAGAAGCAUUAGAAAAUUAUCAGAAAUGUCUUGAUAUUGAACUCAAAUGUCAUUCAGAUGAAAAUCCAACCGUUGCAGUAACCUAUUAUAACAUGGCAACAACAUUCGAGGAACUCGGACAAUUGCACGAAGCAAAAGAAGCGGUGGAAAAAGCCAUUACACGUUUACUUUUAACUAGACAAGCAGAUGAUGAAGAAAUACAAAUGCAAAGAAAAUAUCUUCAACGUUUAGAACAAAAAAUUUGGAUGAAAAGUUUAUUUGCCAAAACAUAA